Peronospora belbahrii is the source of this 201-nucleotide messenger RNA. Lineage: Eukaryota; Oomycota; Peronosporomycetes; Peronosporales; Peronosporaceae. The record is from the annotation of a GenBank genome assembly.
AUGUCAGCGUUUAAACACCGCAAUGCGCUAGAUUGUUCGGUGCACUGCAGACGACCACCCGAAUACAUCGGCUUGAGUUUAUGGAGCUCAGCUACGACGUAUGUUGGGACAGAGAUACGCUACAACCAGAAAUCUAACUUGAAAUCAGCAGCUUUAAUUGCAAGUAGAAUACAGCGUGAAGACCCGCAGUAUCUAGGAUGA